AUGGCUUACAGUUCCCGAGCUAGUCAGCAAUUCCAUCAUGGCAAUCAGCAGCAGCAUAACCGAAACCGGAAGCCAAAGGAAGACGACACCGAUGCCUUCCUCCGCCUUCCGGACAAGGUCAUUGCAGGAUGUAUCAACGAUAUCGGGAUUCCUUUUACGGUAGCGGACUUGCUGAAGCCGAACCCGCAGCAAAUACAGAUCAUUUUUGAAUGGUUCGCGGAGCUCUUCAUGAACACAACCCGGGAAACCGUGGAGCCUGCAAUGCGCGCAGCGGCGGAAGAUAUAUGUGGCGACCAUGCUGGAAUCAUUCCCCAUGAUGCCCGCAAUCUCAUGGGCUUCUUUGUUUCCUUGCGCAAGCUCAUGAUUCAGUGCGGAGUGCACGAUUUUACUUUCACCGACCUCACCAAGCCUACUUAUGAUCGGGUUGCCAAGAUAUUUUCGUAUAUGAUCAAUUUUGUCCGAUUUCGAGAGUCACAGACGGUGGUAAUCGACGAGCAUUUUAAUAAAUCCGAAAAUACCAAAUCCCGCAUCGAAGCCCUAUACGCCGAGAAUCAGGAGAUGGAGCAGCGUCUUGAAGAAAUGCAGAAUCAGCAGAAAGAAAUGGAAGGGGUGGUUAGGGAGAAAGUCAGGCGGAACGAUGAAUUAAAAGCAAGAUUGUUUGAGCUUCGACGGGACCAGGAACGUGUUGCGGAGACGUUUGAGAGAGUGAAAGGGGAAAAAUUAAAAGCCCAGGGCUUGCUGGAGGAGAAGACGGAGAAAUUGCUCAAAACUCGUCAAGAAAGCGAGAAGCUACGUCCUUAUGUGUCACAAAGCCCUGCAAUCCUUCAAGCAUCCCUAACGGAACUAUCGGAAAGUCUGACUCGGGACAAAAUUCAGAUCGAUAAUAUGGAGAGGAGGAUGCGGGCAUUGCAAAUGUCAAUGGAUACUUUUGGCAUCAUAAGCAAUGAUGUUCAAAGCUGUAUCAAGGUUCUAGAGGAUAUUUCAGCGGAACUGCAGAAGGAGGAAGAGGAAGACGCAAGGGCGAUCCGAAACAAGGACGCUUUGGCCGAGAGGGGAAACACAGUGAGAGAAGUUGCGCAAACAGAAAAACUACUUCAGAGGCAACUGGCCCGCUGGCAUGAACGGACAGAAGCAUUGAGAAAAAACGCCCGGGAAAAGGCCGAACAGGCCCAAAUCAGAAUGGAAGAAUUGCAUAACAUCCAGAAGCAGCUUCGAGAGGAGCGAGCUGAUAAACAGCGCGAUAUGGAGCGGAGGAAGAUUCGAAUUGAGCAAUCAGAAAAGAAGAUGGUUGACCUCAAGGAGAAUAUCGAAAAUGAGAUCCAUCGGGCACAUGACGAGUACCUAAAGAUGGAAGCGCAUAUUAAGCUCUAUAUUACGGAGAUGGAAAAGUGUCUGUGA
Messenger RNA from Uncinocarpus reesii 1704, 1398 nucleotides. RefSeq lists its product as uncharacterized. The coding region runs from base 1 to 1398 and encodes 465 amino acids. The record is from RefSeq and is a predicted model, not a curated record. Gene Ontology annotation, biological process: mitotic spindle organization; attachment of mitotic spindle microtubules to kinetochore; meiotic chromosome segregation. The transcript is spliced from 4 exons. Lineage: Eukaryota; Fungi; Ascomycota; Eurotiomycetes; Onygenales; Onygenaceae. Gene Ontology annotation, molecular function: protein-containing complex binding. Gene Ontology annotation, cellular component: Ndc80 complex; kinetochore.